Molecule: messenger RNA, 2471 nt
Organism: Misgurnus anguillicaudatus (oriental weatherfish)
Lineage: Eukaryota; Metazoa; Chordata; Actinopteri; Cypriniformes; Cobitidae
Source: RefSeq, a predicted model, not a curated record
CUGCAGAUUUUUCUACAGUACAGUUGAUCUGAUCUCCAGCUUGUGAAAGCGGUCAAGCUCCAGACAGAUAGGUCGAAGAAGAGAGGAGCUAUCCAAAAACAUUUAGCUACUUUGGUGUUACUCAGAUCCAGGAGGUGAAGAUCAUUUAAGUGCGUGUGUGUGUAUGGGGGUUAGGAUGGGAGUUUGGAGCGUGCAUUGCAUUUUGCUCCUGAGCUGUCUGCAUAAGUUUUCCUCUGCUCACAAUGACUUCUUCACCUCCAUCGGUCACAUGACAGAUCUGCUGUUUACAGAGAAAGACCUGGUAACAUCACUGAAAGACUACAUCAAAGCAGAAGAGAGCAAACUGGAGCAGGUCAAACAGUGGGCAGAGAAGCUGGAUGCUUUAACAGUCACAGCCACACAGGACCCGGAGGGGUUUUUGGGUCACCCUGUCAAUGCAUUUAAACUGAUGAAGAGAUUAAACACAGAGUGGGGCGAAGUGGAAGAUCUGGUGCUUAAGGACAUGUCUGAUGGCUUCAUCUCAAACUUGACCAUUCAGCGGCAGUAUUUCCCUAAUGAUGAAGACCAGACGGGUGCAGGCAAAGCUCUCCUCCGACUGCAGGACACUUAUCGCUUGGACACACAGACCAUCUCCUCUGGAAAUCUGCCUGGCAUCACCACCACAGACCUGCCCUUCAAAAGCACACUGUCUGUAGAGGACUGUUAUGAGCUGGGAAAAAUUGCCUACUCUGAAGCAGAUUACUACCAUACGGAGUUGUGGAUGGCUCAGGCGCUCAAGCAGCUGGAUGAGGGGGAAGAAUCCAGCAUUGAGAUUGUGACGGUGUUGGACUACCUCAGCUAUUCAGUCUACCAGCAGGGGGAGCUGGAGAGAGCUCUUGAACAUACCAAGAGACUGCUUAGUGUGGAUGCCGAGCACAAGCGAGCCCUUGGGAACCUGAAGUAUUUUGAAUACCAGCUUGCCAAACAGACGAAGGCAGAGAAAGAGCAAAGUACCCAAGAGGAGAGCAAGAAAGAGCAAGAAAAGGAGACAAAGAAAAAGGAAUUCCUCCCUGAAAAGAGAAAAUAUGAGCAGCUAUGCAGAGGAGAAGGAAUCCGAAUGACCCCUCGCAGACAAAGGCGUUUGUUCUGCCGUUAUUAUGACAAUAACAGACAUCCGUUUUACGUGAUCGGCCCAGUAAAACAGGAGGACGAAUGGGACCGUCCACGUAUCAUCCGUUUCCACGACAUUAUAAGUGAUAAAGAAAUGGAGAAGGUGAAGGAGCUGGCCAAGCCAAGGCUGCGCCGAGCCACCAUCUCCAAUCCCAUUACUGGCAUUCUAGAGACGGCCCACUAUCGCAUCAGUAAAAGGCGUGCCACCGUGCAUGACCCCCAAACUGGCAAACUCACCACCGCCCAGUACAGAGUCUCCAAGAGUGCUUGGUUAGCAGCUUAUGAGCAUCCGGUUGUGGAUCGUAUAAAUCAGCGCAUAGAGGACAUCACAGGCCUCGAUGUCAAAACUGCAGAAGAGCUACAGGUGGCAAAUUACGGUGUUGGCGGACAAUACGAGCCUCAUUUUGACUUUGGACGGAAAGAUGAACCAGAUGCGUUUAAAGAGUUGGGCACAGGGAAUCGAAUAGCGACCUGGCUCUUCUAUAUGAGUGAUGUACCAGCAGGGGGCGCCACAGUCUUUCCAGAAGUCGGAGCUGCGGUAAAGCCAAAGAAGGGUACGGCAGUAUUCUGGUAUAAUCUCUUUCCCAGCGGCGAGGGAGAUUACAGUACGCGUCACGCUGCUUGUCCAGUACUGGUGGGCAAUAAAUGGGUUUCUAAUAAAUGGAUUCACGAGAGAGGGCAGGAAUUCAGAAGACAGUGUGGCCUGAAAGAGACGGAUUAAUCAAACCAAUGUCAUCCAUAACCGUCUUCCUUAUGUGCACCUCCGAUAUGAGAAAGCUAUAAAGACAGCACUCUGUGAUCAUCACAUUUAUUUUUAACUGAAGUGUGUGAUUUUUGUGUGUGUGCGCAUGCGUGUGUGUGCCAACCUAUGGGUUAUGUUACCUCUGUUAGUGCCUUUUGUCACAGCAGGGCUCCAAUAGAUGGAGCUUUUUCGGACAACACUCCACAACCCAGUGGUUCUCAAACUUUUCAGCAUGCGCCCCUCCUUGUGUAGGGUGCAUCCCUUAGAAUUAAACAAAGCAUAUUAAAUGAUGCAAUGUAGUGCUGUUGGUUUAGUUGCCUUAUUUUUCUGAGGUUUAAUAGCAAAGAGUUUAUGAAGAAUUAGUCAUAACUGGGGCACCAUCUCAUGCACAAACCCCGACCCCCAGUUUGAGAACCACUGCCAUAACAGAUCGUUUACUGUUGCACUGUAUAAUGUAAUCAUAUCAGAGCUGUUUAUAUGACCAAAGUGAAACGUGCAAAGACGACGCACAGAAUGAAUGUUCACAACAUUCACAGAAUGAUUGGGAACGGUUCAGAAUAAAAACGUGAUUUUUACAACA